AUGCAAAAAUCCGGUUACCCGAUCAACGAAUUAAUACAAAUCGACUCCUCUCCAGCAGCCAAUGUAAGCUUUUUGCUCAACUCGAUCCUCAAAAAUUACGAUAAAACUUUUCGGCCUGGAUUUGAUAAAAAUCGUCCAACUGACGUAUUCAUUGAUAUCUAUGUACGAACGAUGGGGCCAAUCUCUGAGUUCACCGAUACCUAUGCUUUCGAUUGUUAUUUUCGGCAAACUUGGACCGACGAAAGAUUGAGAUUUGAGUUUGGAGACGGUCACGAGGGACGAACACUUUCUUUGGCAAUGUCAAUGCUCGAUAAAAUUUGGAAACCGGAUACGUAUUUCUGGAAUGGCGCCGGUUCCUACAUUCACAUGUUAACAUCACCAAAUCGACUUGUCAGAUUACGAGAAGAUGGCACCGUGCUUUACUCGUCUCGUCUAACCGUGAAAGCUAAAUGCAAAAUGUUGUUGGCUCGAUACCCGUUGGAUCGUCAAGCAUGCCGGCUUGUAGUCGGCAGUUUUGCUUACACAGCUCAAGAACUCACUUUUCGUUGGAAGCCUUCCUCCGAUCAUCAGGGAGUGAAAAUCGAUGUAGCCGCUGUCGCACAACUUCCGCAAUUUGAGGUGAGCGGCUACGAAGUGUUCAACACCACCAAUCACACGAGAGACGUACCAUACUCAACAUUAGAAGUACGCUUCUAUUUAUCACGACACGUUGGAUACUUUCUGAUGAAUUUCUAUGUUCCUUGUACGCUGAUCGUUUUACUCUGUUGGGUAGCGUUUUGGAUAAAUCGAGAAGCGACGAAUGAUCGUUUGGGACUUGGCAUAACAUCCGUCUUGACGAUGACUUUCAUUUCGAUCGAUUCGAGAGCCGAUGCUCCAAAAGUCGAUUUCCCUACCGCGCUUGAUGUUUACAUUUGGAUCUGUUACUCGUUUCUUUUCGGUUGCAUUGUGGUGUUCACCGUGGUCCACUAUCACACAAAAUAUCGAACUGGUGACCCGGAAAUUCAGGAAAUCGAACGGGAAAAGAUGCGCCAACUAAUCCGGAGUAUUCCUAAAAAGGCAGUUCUCAGUAGUCGAUACUACAAUCGCCCACAUCAUCGAGAGAACAAAAUGCAACAGAUGCCGCUGAGUAUGCACAAUGGAUAUAUCAAGAGAACGCUUUCGGAUAUGACAAGACGCGACGGUGGAAGGCAUUCACUUUACAAUAAAACACGGGCAACUAAUCGAGCUAAACGCGUCUUAAGCCCGCAAAGCUCGACAAGUACCACUGAACCAGUCAAUUUGGCUGAUUUUCAGCAAGAAAAUGUCGGCUGGAGACUUUACUAUUGGUUGAUUGAUCACUUUCAGAAUAAAAACGAUCCAUUCGGAAUUCAAGAGAACUCGAUGUCUUCAGUGGACAAAUUCGCUCGGAUCGUUAUCCCGCUAGCUUUUGGCUUUGUGGUUUGUAUCUACUACAUUAUUUAUAUGAAUUCGUCGUUCGAUUUUCAAUUUGAUAGUAUAAUC
Molecule: messenger RNA, 1500 nt
Organism: Mesorhabditis belari
Lineage: Eukaryota; Metazoa; Nematoda; Chromadorea; Rhabditida; Rhabditidae
Source: the annotation of a GenBank genome assembly